CUCCUCUCUCCCAUGCGUCCCCACCUUGUUACUUCUCUCUCAACACAGAAACCAAAACACUUAUACUAACCUGAGAAACAUUUAACGAAAUGGCGCCCAGAGAUAAGACGGCGGUUAACGGUAAACCUUACGGAACCAACAAUAACAGCGGGAACGUUAAAGAGGUGCAUUUUAGGGGAGUGAGAAAGAGGCCCUGGGGCCGAUACGCCGCCGAGAUUAGAGAUCCCGGCAAGAAGAGCCGUGUUUGGCUUGGUACUUUUGACACCGCGGAAGAAGCUGCCCGAGCUUACGAUGCCGCCGCCCGAGAAUUCCGCGGCGCUAAAGCUAAAACUAACUUUCCCUUGCCUUGUGAGAAUGUAACAAAGAAAAUUUGUAAUAAUCAGAGUCCGAGUCAGAGUAGUACAGUGGAGUCAUCGAGCCGGGAGCCGGCUCUGAUGGUUGAUUCUUCGCCUUUGGAUCUAAAUAUCGGUGGUGGAAGGGGUGGUGGUAGUGGUGGAUUUAACGCCGCCGUUAGAUUUCCGUUUCAGCCCGUGGCUGGUGUUUUCGGUCCUGCGAAUCAGGUGUUCUAUUUUGAUGCUAUUGCUGCUAUGAAGAAUCAGCAGUAUCAGCGGCUCAGAUUCGAUCAUCAUCAGAAUUAUGGUUUCCAUGCUGCCGCGGCGGGGAACGGAAGUGUCCAAAGUGACUCUGAUUCAUCAUCCAUCGUUGAUUUAAACCAUCACGAUGUUAAGCCAAGGAGAAUUCUCGGUUUCGAUCUUAAUUUUCCUCCAGAAGAAAUCGCCUGACUUUUUUUUUCCCCAGAUAAUGGCGUGUUUAUCGGAGAUCAUAAAAACAAUUUCUUUUAUGUUCAUUUUUUCAUGGAAACUUUAUUUUUUAUUUCCCGUUUGAAGAAAAAAGAAAAGUAGGCUAGAAAAAAAAAAAAAAAAUGACGGUCAGCUUUUCAGGUGAUCUGUUGUGAUUUUGAUCACGGAUGUGAAUACGUAGCUGAUCUCCACCUUUUUUGCAACAGAGAAGCCAUCGAGUCUCUUCACUGUUGUUGGUAACUAGUUACUCUGUACUCGGUUCUUUUUUUAAAGAAAAGAAAAGAAAAAUCAAAUGAAUUAAAUUAACACAUAUAUAUUCCUGUAUUAUUUAUUUAUGGCUAAACGAUGGUGUUUCGCCGGAAUAUUGGAAAUAGAUAUUCCGGCCGUGCGGUAGUUGUGCGAUAUGUGUCAGUACGGAUACUUUUGAAUGUGAAUUUUUUCAAAUAAUCAUACUUGCUGCCACGUGGGUGUAGUAUUAUUCUAUUUAUGUUCAGUAAAAAGUGGACACGUGUCACAGCAUGUAGAUUGGUU
Messenger RNA from Pistacia vera, 1331 nucleotides. RefSeq names its product ethylene-responsive transcription factor 4-like. The record is from RefSeq and is a predicted model, not a curated record. The coding region runs from base 90 to 782 and encodes 230 amino acids. NCBI's taxonomy places the organism in Eukaryota, Viridiplantae, Streptophyta, Magnoliopsida, Sapindales, Anacardiaceae. Gene Ontology annotation, molecular function: DNA binding; DNA-binding transcription factor activity. The transcript has a single exon. Gene Ontology annotation, biological process: regulation of DNA-templated transcription.